Salmo salar (Atlantic salmon) is the source of this 1939-nucleotide messenger RNA. RefSeq names its product presenilin-associated rhomboid-like protein, mitochondrial. The record is from RefSeq and is a predicted model, not a curated record. Gene Ontology annotation, cellular component: membrane. Gene Ontology annotation, molecular function: serine-type endopeptidase activity. NCBI's taxonomy places the organism in Eukaryota, Metazoa, Chordata, Actinopteri, Salmoniformes, Salmonidae.
UAUUGGAUGCCAACCCGCCGUUACAUCUCAUCGAAGAAGAAGCCAUGACCCACUUCUGUUUAGCCGUUUUCGAUUGUUGACCCGGUUGCGAAUGUAGGAGGGGUCAUUCGGGUCACAAGCAUGUCGUGGAGGGGGUGCAUUUUAAGAUGGGCUAGGAAUGACGUUAUUUGUAUAGCAACGAGAGGAAACAGAAUCACCCUCAACACUCAACAGAGAUGUGGCUUCAAGAAAGCAGUGAAGGAGACAAAGACCAAGAAGGGGGUCAUAGAGGAGGUGGGGCCCUCACACACACAGCCCAGUGAAGGGCUCAUCCACAAGAGGGGUGCAUCACCCCCCGUGGAGCCCUCAGUGGCAUACACACACUCCAGGAGCUUUGGCAGACUGGUCAAGCCCCUGGUCUUCACAAUAGGGUUUACAGGCUGUUCAUUUGGCACAGCGGCCAUCUGGCAGUAUGAGUCACUGAAGUCCCGGGUUCAGAGCUACUUUGACGAGGUCCGGGCCGACUGGUUGGAGAAACUACGGCCGCAGAAACAGGGGGAUCUUCGCGAAUGGAUCAACCAGUGGUGGAACAGCUUGAGUGAGGGCCAACGUACUGUUGCAGGGAUCAUAGCUGCUAAUGCUGUGGUGUUUUGCUGUUGGAGAGUGCCAUCCCUCCAGCGCUCUAUGAUCAAAUACUUCACAUCCAACCCUGCCUCCAAAACCCUUUGUUUCCCCAUGCUCCUGUCCACGUUCAGCCACUACUCCUUCUUCCACAUGGCAGCCAACAUGUACGUCCUCUGGAGCUUCUCCUCCAGCAUCGUCUCCAUGCUAGGCAGGGAGCAGUUCAUGGCCGUUUACAUGUCUGCAGGUGUUAUCUCUACGAUGUUCAGCUAUGUAUGUAAGACAGCCAGCGGGCGCUUAGGUCCAUCUCUUGGAGCGUCAGGAGCCAUCAUGACAGUCUUGGCUGCAGUCUGUACCAAAAUGCCAGAGGCUAAGCUGGCAAUCAUCUUCCUCCCCAUGUAUGCUUUCUCUGCAGGCAAUGCAUUGAAAGCCAUAGUAGUCAUGGACACAGCUGGCCUAGUUUUAGGAUGGCGGUACUUCGACCACGCGGCCCAUCUAGGCGGAGCUCUUUUUGGCGUCUGGUACAUCAUGUAUGGCCACGAGCUGAUAUGGAAGAACCGCGAGCCCCUAGUGAAGGUGUGGCACGACCUGAGGACAAAGGGUCCUCGUGGGGGAGGAAACGGUGGCAGCGGCCCCCAGUAGAGCACACUGGACUGGGUGAAUGCAUGUGGAUGGACUGGCCUUGGCUGAUGUGUAAAUUAUCAGAUUACAGAAGAGUGUCAAUAGCAUCAACAGCCUUGCUGGCCACACAAACCGAAGCCCAACUCUCCAUUUACCCCCCACACACAAGCUCUAUGUUUGUCUCUCACACUCUCUCAUAAAAAUGCCAUUUGCAUUCAGUGCUCUCUCGCUUUCUCUCACACACACACACUACAUAAUAAUGCAGGGAUUUUGUGUGUUUUUGAGAGAAGAGGAGAGGACACACUGUUGAGUUACACUAUGGCCUGUAUUCACAAGGUGUUGAUCUAGGAUUCGUUUAGUCUUUUAGAUCAUAAUGAUUUUUGGUGAAUACGGACCCGGGAGCCUACAGGUCACCAUUAUCUCCCCAAAUGCUGAGGUGGAGGACUAAACCGUAAGAUACGAAAACCAUACGAUCACAAAACCACUCCUACUGUCAGUACAGGGGAUGGCUAGAGAGCUACAUUGCAUUCGGAAAGUAGUCAGACCCCUUGACUUUUUUCACGUUUUGCUACGUUACAGCCUUAUUCUAAAAUUGCUGACUUUUUUUCUCAUCAAUCUACACACAAUACGCCAUAAUGACAAAGCAAAUUCUUUUUAGUUUUUUUACAUUUAUGCAAAUAUAUUGUAAGUAAAAAAAAAAAAAACAUUUACAUAAGUA